Molecule: messenger RNA, 2261 nt
Organism: Chara braunii
Lineage: Eukaryota; Viridiplantae; Streptophyta; Charophyceae; Charales; Characeae
Source: the annotation of a GenBank genome assembly
ACAAGAUAACGCCUAUUAUUCGGGUUUUUUCUCAGUUCGGCCAUCUGGAUCUGGACGUGGUCACUCAGGACACCCCUUGGUGUGAAGUUCACCGUUGGUAUGGUCACCCCUCGGUGGAUGGAAGAUGCCUGCAGAAUGCAGACCCAGUGAGAUGGGACGAAAUCCUUCAAAAGGGGUCGCGGGAGAAGCAGCAGCCCCUGAGAAUGUGGGCAUGGGAGAACCUGGGCUUUUAUUCCCUUCGUCAGAUUUGGCUCAGCCCCUGCGGGAUGAUUAUAUGUCACCAGCCUCUCGCCCAAGAAGAACAGAGCAGAGAGCCCUGAUGAAGGCAGUUCAGCAGAGAGGCACGCGGUCAGAGUCUGCAGCUCCUUAUGCCAGGUCUGGGGAAUCACAACGAUUGCACGGUCGUCGACCGAUGGAAGAGCCAGUAUCUCAGCAAGGUCUCCAGUCUGCUUCGACGCAAUCGCCUCAGGCACUUGUACACCCCGGCGCUACGUCUGUGGCAUCGCAAUCCAGGCUUGGGAGUGUGGGAACUUCUCUGAGAGGGCAAGACUACCCGCAACCUCUCCCUGUCGGGACGGCUUUAGCAAAUAGAGAAGGGGACGGUGUCCCACCUUACAUUGUUUUCCCGGUCAUCCUGACAUGGACUGAGGGGGAUUUGAAACUUUUGACUGCCACUAAACAGGAUACGCCCUUGGGGAAAGUGAGAGUGCAAUCACUUUUGAAUUCUCUCCGUCGCCACGCCCUGACCGCGAAACGCCAGAUCAGUUCUCUUGACUUCUUUAGCAGGCAAGAGAGUAAACUGCGCGAGGUGCUGCGACUUCUGAGCCCUUCUUUGAAUCCGGACCCUGUUAUUUCACCUCCGCUGAUUUCUGAAAUUCGCGAAAUCGCGUCGCAAGUGCGUGAUUAUCACAAACACUCGGUGUGGAAAGCGAAGCAAAAAUGGUUGGCGGCGGCUGACCGUAUGACUGCAUCUCACUUUCGUAGAGUCCCCUGCAACGGAUCUGACACCUGUGUCUUGCAACUUGACCACCCCUUUGAUGAGGCCUCUCCUCCCGCUGUUACAACCGAGGCGAUCCUGGAUUAUGCUGUUUUGUUCUGCAGGGAUCUUUUCACUACCAGAUUGCAAAUCCCGAAUGUGGACGAGUACUGUUCACUGCAUAUUUGGCCUGCUUUGGAUAAAGAGCUCUCGUUAGAGCAGCGGCAGGCACUAGAGAGCGACUUUACAGUUGAUGAGAUUAGGGUGGCCAUCAAACAGCAACCACCGGGUAAAGCUCCGGGCGUUGAUGGCUUAUCAGCCAUGCUGUUCAAGAAAUGUGCUUCCAUGCUUGACCAAGAGAUUGUUAACUGCCUCAUGUCCAUGGCUUCGGGUCAUCCUAUGCCUGCACAACAGUUGCAGGGGGUGGUCACUCUUGUGCACAAAAAGGGGGCAAAAUCGCAAAUUUGGAAUAAGCGCCCUAUCACGUUGACUACUACGUUCUAUAAGAUCGUUUCGAGAGUUUUGGCUAACCGCAUGCAGUCGGUCUUGCCUGGUCUCGUCCAUCCGGAUCAGACAGGAUUCAUGCGAGGCAGGCAGAUUCUGGACACAGUGAUAGCUGUGGCACAGGGUGCAGAACUCGUGAAUCGAUAUGCAGCCCCCUUUGGAAUCUUGCUCUUAGACUUUGAAAAAGCUUGGCAGUUCCUCUUCGCUCUGUUGACGAAGCUGAACUUUGGGCCCCGUUUUUUUAGUUGUAUACGAGCUCUCUUCAAUGGAGCGACAACUGCAUUGUUGAUAAAUGCUCUUUGGAGUUGGUAAUUUUGGUCAUGCUUGGAUGUCCAGAUAUAUAUCGGCCACGUGUCGGAGAUUGGCUUUUCUUCUCUCUCUCUCUCUGUUCUCUCCCUGGUCUGUGGUGUAUAUAUCGGCCACGUGUCGGAGAUUGGCUUUUCUUCUCUCUCUCUCUCUGUUCUCUCCCUGGUCUGUGGUGUCCUUACUGUUUCUUCUCUGUCUUGAAGCGCUCUGGGACAGUGGGAUCUAGAAUACCUUGCGUGUGACGAGUAGUACCUAGCAUACCUUGUGUGUGAUGAGAGAUGGGAGGAUUAUGAGAGAUGGGAGGGAACUGGUUUGAGGAGGGAAGGGUCUAGACUGUCGGCAAUGCAAGAGAGAGAGCCUCUUUCUCUCAUCGCACCUCUCUCACUCUCAUUCCACGUCUCUUCCAAUUUCUUGGUCUGUCUUUUUAUCAGCCCACGGGAAAGACGAUAACUCAAGACUCUCUUGCCGCCCAUCU